UUGCCCGUACAGUAUAGAGCUGUUUAUACAACGGAGAGACUCGAUCCGACACGAUUCAUCACGAGUCGAUCAGAGAGACCCGACUGAAGCCGAGUGGAGCCGAGCUUUACCGAGUGAGGGUUACAGUCAUGGAGGAGCAGAUAGCGAGGCUCAGUAAGGAGGGGAUCCUGAAAAGGGUGAUCAGCGGCGGCAAGGGAGAGCUGUCGGCCUUCCUCGACGGAACCAAGGUGGUGUUUCACUAUCGCACAGCCCUCUCCUCCGAUGGGACGGUGCUGGAUGACUCUCGGUCCAUGGGGGGGCGCUGCAAGCCCAUGGAGCUCAUCCUGGGCAAGAAGUUCAAGCUGGCUGUGUGGGAGACGAUCAUCAGCACGAUGAGGGAGGGCGAGAUCGCCGAGUUCGCCUGUGACACCAAGUUUAAGGUUCUGCCCCCAGGCUCAUACAGACAGGACGCCUGGGCAAUGUCUGAUGAGGAGAAGUUGGCUGCUGUUCCUAUUAUACAUGAGGAAGGGAAUGAACUUUUCCGCCAGGGCCAGAUCACAGCUGCUGUAGAGAAAUACCACAAUGCCAUCGCCUGCCUGAAGAACCUGCAGAUGAAGGUUAUCAUGAUGUAAUUAACAGAUCUGUGAAGAGAAAACCCCUCACCCAGAGCUGCUUCAUACAGAGCCUUCUGAUGAAAAACCCCUUCUCUCAGAGCCCCCUCACUCAGACUCCCCUGACACAGACUCCCCUGACACAGACCCCCUGACACAGACCCCCUCACACGGAGCCCCCUGACUCAGAGCCCCCUGACACGGAGCAUGUUUGUCUAAUUCCAGAAUAUUUGUCACAGUGCAGUACAAAGCCUCUGUCUCUAUUUCUCCCUGCUGGCAGUGGGAGCACAGCCUGCCUGUGUCGCCCAGUUUCUAUGUCCAGGCCGUGGUCACUGAGCCUGUACUUCGUCAGCCUCUGUUUCUCCUUGCUGUUAAUUCUCCUGGUCAGAUGUUAAGAUAGUGUGUGUUGUGUGUUUGGUGUUCUGUAGCAUCCCAGUUGGUGUCGUGUUUGUGUGUGUCCCAGUGGGUGAAGUAGUGUUUGUGUUGUGAUUUGUCGCUGUGCUGUCCUGCGGCUGGCUGGUGGCAGUGAGCCUCAGGACCAGCUGCCUCUGAGGGCUCUUCGUUGGGAUCAGCUCUUGACUCAGCGGGACUCUUGCGGUGAUAGGAAUUCUGGUCACUAUUUUUCAGGUGUAACCAGUAUUUGAAUACUCUCUUCUGCAUGUUUCUUAGAAAUGUUUAUUGGCUUCAUUCGGCCCUGUACGGGCUGUUUGAGGUUUGUCUCUGCACAUGGAGGAUGUUUCUACAUUUGUCUCAUUUAGUGUAACCCAGCUCUACAAGCAGACCAUCACUUCACUGCCGUAUAGGGCAAUGGGUUUGAUCACACUUUCAAAUAAUCACAACCAAAUUUGAAUGGGGGUGGUUGAUGUUGUAGAGCCUACUUCUAGUGGCAUAGAUGGCCAGUGU
Messenger RNA from Lepisosteus oculatus (spotted gar), 1493 nucleotides. The record is from RefSeq and is a predicted model, not a curated record. Lineage: Eukaryota; Metazoa; Chordata; Actinopteri; Semionotiformes; Lepisosteidae.